This is a messenger RNA of Theobroma cacao (cacao), 2968 nucleotides long. RefSeq names its product G-type lectin S-receptor-like serine/threonine-protein kinase At1g11330. Gene Ontology annotation, cellular component: plasma membrane. Gene Ontology annotation, biological process: recognition of pollen; protein phosphorylation. Gene Ontology annotation, molecular function: ATP binding; protein serine/threonine kinase activity. The record is from RefSeq and is a predicted model, not a curated record. NCBI's taxonomy places the organism in Eukaryota, Viridiplantae, Streptophyta, Magnoliopsida, Malvales, Malvaceae.
UACAAUUGCUCAUCGGGCACAGGAAAAUAUUCCAUGAAAUUGCUCAUUUGUCAUUUUGUUUCUGAUUGGUUGUACAGGUGUCAAGCUUUGUUCUUAUACUGAAAUGAAGAAGAAUCUCUGUGGGUGGUUGAGCACACCCCUUUCUAAAUUCUUCCUUCUUCUUCAUGUUUUCUAUGGCAAAAGUCUCGGUUCUUCAUCUUUCUGGAAACUAUCAAAACCACAACAAAAUCAAAUUAAGCUGGAUUGAGGUUUAAUUAAACAAGCGUGCAUAAUUCAUCAUUUGACUAUUAAUUGUUGAAAAAUGGUGUGAAGAAUGAGUCAAUUCAGAUGGUCCAGGUCUAUAAUCACCGCUCCACCACAACUAAAUCGUGUUGAAAAGUCAGAGUAAGGAGAAGGAGGAGAAAUAUAUUCAUGGCUUUUCCUGCACACUCAAAGGACAACAAGAAAGUAAGUCAUGGGGAAAACAACGAUCGGCUUAGUUUUAUUAGCUCUAAUUCUACUAUCUUGUUUUUGCUUUCAAUUUGGCACUGCUUUAGACACUAUCACACCAUCCAAUUCCAUCAAAGAUCCUGAAGUCAUACUCUCCAAGAAUGGAGUUUUUCGCUUGGGAUUCUUCAACUUUUCUGAUUCUACCGAUCGCUAUGUAGGGAUAUCGUACAAUCAAAUACCUGUUCAGACUGUGGUAUGGGUAGCAAAUAGAAACCAGCCUCUCAAGGACUCCUCUGGGAUUGUGAAGAUAUCCGAUGAUGGCAACCUUGUUGUUUUGAACGGACAGGAUGAGAUUCUUUGGUCAUCAAAUGUUACAAAUCUGGCUUCUAAUACAAGUGCCCUGCUUUUAGACUCUGGAAACCUUGUCCUGAAGAAUAAUGAGGAUGAUAAUGGAGCGAGCAUAUGGGAGAGUUUUCAACAUCCUUCUAACGCCUACACGGCAACCAUGAAGAUUAGCACUGAUCUAAGAACGGGUCAGAAAGUGCAGCUGUCAUCCUGGAAAAGCCCUUCCGAUCCAUCUGACGGUAACUUCUCUUUUGGCCUUGAGCCUGUCAACAUUCCAGAAUUGAUCAUUUGGAACAACAACCAGCCGUAUAUUCGGAGUGGCCCGUGGAACGGUCAGAUCUUCAUUGGAAUGGUAAAUAUGAAUUCUGUAUAUCUUAAUGGAUUUAGCCUUGUUACAGAUGACCAAAAAGAAUCCUUUUAUCUUACUUAUGCUCUUGCUAAUAAGUCUACGUUGCUAUACUAUGAACUUAAUCCUCUGGGAAAAUUAGUAGAACGAUAUUGGGAUGAGGGGAAGGGGGACUGGGGCAACAAUUGGCUAGAAAAUGAUUGUGAUGUUUAUGGAAAGUGUGGAGCAUUUGGAAGCUGUGAUUCAAUGAAACCAAAAAUUUGCAGCUGUUUGAGGGGAUUUGAGCCUAAGAAUAGAGAGGAAUGGAAUAGAGAGAAUUGGACCAGUGGAUGUGUUAGGACUACCCUAUUAGGGUGCCAAAAAGUAAACAAUGGCAGUGAAGUAGGCAAAGAAGAUGGGUUUUUGAAGCUAGAGAUGAUGAAAGUGCCAGCCUUUGCAGAGUGGUCAUCUCCACUUGAAGAAACUUGCGAAGAACAAUGCUUGAGAAACUGUUCAUGUGUGGCUUAUGCAUAUGAUGUUGGCAUUGGUUGUAUGUUAUGGAGCGGAAAUUUAAUUGACAUACAGAAAUUCCCCAGUCGGGGAGUGGAUCUUUACAUUCGACUGGCAUCUUCAGAACUUGGUAAAAAGGAGAAAAGUAAAGUUAUUGUUAUUGUAACCGUGGUCGUGGGUAUAAUCAUCAUUACGAUCUCUACAUUUUUCUUAUGGAGUUGGAUGGCUAAACAUAGAGGAAGGAAACAGAAAGUUGGAGAGAUGUUGCUAUUCAACAAAGGAAAAGCAGUGGGAAAUUUUUCUAGUGACAAUAUGGUUGGAGAAAAUUUAUUUGAAGUUAAACUCCAGCAGCUACCGCUAUUCAAUUUUGAGGAACUAGCAAGUGCAACAAACAAUUUUCAUCUUACAAAAAAGUUAGGACAGGGUGGUUUCGGUCCAGUAUACAGGGGAACAUUGCAAGAUGGAAAGGAAAUAGCUGUGAAGAGAUUGUCAAGAGCCUCUGGCCAGGGGUUAGAAGAAUUUAUGAAUGAGGUGGUGGUGAUUUCUAAACUCCAACAUCGAAAUCUUGUUAGAUUACUUGGCUGUUGUGUUGAAAGAGAAGAGAAGAUGUUAGUCUACGAGUAUAUGCCCAACAAAAGCUUGGAUGCUUUUAUCUUUGAUCAAGUCCAACGACAAUUCUUGAAUUGGGAAAAGCGUUUUAAUAUUAUUGAAGGAAUUAGUCGAGGAUUACUUUAUCUUCAUCGAGACUCAAGAUUGAGGAUUAUUCAUAGAGAUCUGAAAGCAAGUAACAUUUUACUGGAUCAAGAUUUAAAUUCAAAAAUUUCAGAUUUUGGGAUGGCAAGGAUUUUCGGAGGGAACGAAAAUCAUGCCAACACAAAAAGGGUCAUGGGAACUUAUGGUUAUAUGUCUCCCGAGUAUGCAAUGCAAGGGCAAUUUUCAGAGAAGUCCGAUGUAUUCAGCUUUGGAGUUCUAUUACUAGAGAUUGUUAGUGGAAGAAAAAACACAAGCUUUUACGACAAUCAGCAUUCUUUUAGCCUUUUGGGAUAUGCAUGGAAAUUGUGGAAGGAAGACAACAUUUUCGGUUUAGUAGAGAUGGGGGUUUCUGAUCCGAGUUAUGAUGAGAAAGAAAUUUUGAGAUGCAUACAUGUGGGAUUUUUAUGCGUUCAAGAAUCUGCUAAAGAUAGGCCAAUAAUGUCAAGAGUAGUUUCAAUGCUUAAUAGUGAGAUUGUGGAUCUUCCAACUCCAACACAACCCGCUUUCAUUGGAGGACAAAUUAACGAAGAUGCUGAGUCCUUCCCAAAUAAUGAAGAUAGAUUUUCGUUGAAUGAUGUAACUGUUACAGACGUUGUUGGCCGAUGA